Xenopus laevis (African clawed frog) is the source of this 2551-nucleotide messenger RNA. RefSeq names its product DEAH-box helicase 15 S homeolog (gene dhx15.S). Gene Ontology annotation, biological process: antiviral innate immune response. The record is from RefSeq and is a predicted model, not a curated record. Gene Ontology annotation, molecular function: nucleic acid binding; hydrolase activity; nucleotide binding. Gene Ontology annotation, cellular component: spliceosomal complex; nucleus. NCBI's taxonomy places the organism in Eukaryota, Metazoa, Chordata, Amphibia, Anura, Pipidae. The transcript is spliced from 14 exons. Bases 73 to 2364 code for a protein of 763 amino acids.
CUUCCCACGUGACCCGGCCCUGGAGGCGGCAGUACUUGCUAGAGGCGUUUGAGUAGUAGAACGGCUGCGGUCAUGUCGAAGCGGCACCGGCUGGACCUCGGGGAUGACUAUGUCACGAACAAGAAGAGAAGCGGCGACGGAAAAGACAGAGAUCGAGAGAGAGAUGACCGUUCUAAGGAUCGAGACCGGGAUCGGGACAGAGAUAGGGAUCGGGAAAGGGACAGAGACAAGGAUAAAGACUCACGGGGUUCAUCAAAUUCUCCUUAUAUCCCUGCUGGUGGAAUGCCAACUCUAAAACCUGCAGCAGUUGCUCAAGGCAUUAAUCCGUUUACCAAUUUACCCCACACUCCGCGCUACUAUGAAAUCUUAAAAAAGAGGCUUCUGUUGCCAGUAUGGGAAUACAAAGAACGGUUUACUGAAAUUCUAAUGAAGAACCAGAGCUUCGUAUUGGUCGGUGAGACUGGAUCUGGGAAAACUACUCAGAUUCCACAGUGGUGUGUUGACUACAUGAGGUCAUUGCCUGGUCCCAAAAGAUCCGUUGCCUGUACCCAGCCAAGAAGAGUGGCUGCCAUGAGUGUGGCCCAAAGAGUUGCCGAUGAAAUGGAUGUCAUGUUGGGUCAGGAAGUUGGUUAUUCCAUCAGAUUUGAAGACUGCAGCAGUGCAAAAACAAUCUUGAAAUACAUGACAGACGGUAUGUUACUCAGAGAAGCUAUGAACGAUCCUUUGUUGGAACGCUAUGGUGUGGUGAUUCUUGACGAAGCUCACGAAAGGACCUUGGCAACGGAUAUUCUAAUGGGUGUUUUAAAGGAAGUUGUAAGACAGAGAAAUGACUUAAAGGUUAUAGUUAUGAGUGCCACUUUAGACGCUGGGAAAUUCCAGAUAUAUUUUGAUAGUUGCCCUCUUUUAACAAUCCCUGGACGAACACACCCUGUAGAAAUCUUCUACACUCCAGAGCCCGAGCGGGAUUACCUAGAGGCAUCCAUUAGAACAGUGAUUCAAAUUCACAUGUGUGAAGAGGAGGAAGGCGAUCUCCUGCUAUUUCUUACCGGACAAGAGGAAAUUGAUGAGGCCUGCAAGAGAAUCAAACGGGAAAUCGAUGACUUGGGCCCUGAAGUUGGAGACAUCAAAAUCAUUCCUUUAUAUUCAACCCUCCCACCCCAGCAACAGCAAAGAAUAUUUGAGCCACCACCGCCCAAGAAACCCAGUGGAGCAAUAGGAAGGAAAGUUGUAGUUUCCACUAACAUUGCUGAAACAUCUUUAACUAUAGAUGGUGUCGUGUUUGUCAUUGAUCCCGGUUUUGCCAAGCAAAAGGUGUAUAACCCUCGAAUUCGAGUCGAAUCUCUACUGGUUACUGCCAUCAGCAAAGCUUCAGCCCAGCAAAGAGCAGGUCGUGCAGGUCGUACCCGUCCUGGCAAGUGCUUCCGGCUUUAUACAGAGAAGGCUUACAAAACGGAAAUGCAGGACAAUACUUACCCUGAAAUAUUGAGGUCCAAUUUGGGUUCUGUAGUAUUGCAGCUAAAGAAACUUGGCAUUGACGAUUUGGUUCAUUUUGAUUUCAUGGACCCUCCAGCUCCUGAAACUUUAAUGCGUGCCCUAGAGCUUUUGAACUACCUAGCUGCCUUAAAUGAUGACGGAGACCUGACAGAAUUGGGAUCUAUGAUGGCAGAAUUCCCACUAGACCCACAGCUGGCCAAGAUGGUUAUCGCCAGUUGCGACUACAACUGCUCUAAUGAGAUCUUAUCCAUAACAGCCAUGUUGUCAGUCCCACAGUGUUUCAUUCGCCCCACGGAAGUCAAGAAAGCUGCCGAUGAGUCUAAGAUGAGAUUUGCCCACAUCGACGGUGAUCAUUUGACGCUGCUGAACGUAUACCACGCUUUCAAGCAGAAUCACGAGUCGUCUCAGUGGUGUUAUGACAACUUCAUUAACUACAGAUCCCUGAUGUCUGCAGACAAUGUACGGCAGCAGCUGUCACGAAUCAUGGACAGAUUUAACUUGCCGCGAAGAAGCACCGAUUUUACCAGCAGAGAUUAUUACAUUAAUAUUAGGAAAGCCUUGGUUACUGGUUAUUUUAUGCAGGUGGCACACUUGGAGCGAACGGGUCAUUACCUGACGGUGAAAGACAACCAGGUGGUGCAGUUGCAUCCGUCAACAGUUCUUGACCACAAACCCGAGUGGGUCCUGUACAAUGAGUUUGUCCUUACAACAAAGAACUACAUCCGCACGUGCACUGAUAUAAAGCCUGAAUGGUUGGUGAAAAUCGCGACGCAGUAUUACGACAUGAGUAACUUCCCUCAGUGUGAAGCAAAGAGGCAAUUGGAGCGCAUUGUGGCCAAACUUCAGACUAAGGAAUAUUCACAGUACUGAGUUUUGGGGAGGGUUUUUUUUUUUUUUUGUUUUAGCUUGUCUGAAGCGCAGUUUGAACGAAUGAAAGAAGAGAUACAUUUGUAUACUAUGUAAUGGUCCAAUGGCGACCUUUAUAUGAAAGCUUUUUAAUUUCUUUCAUUACAGUUAAUAUUCCAUUCUUAUUUCAUAAAUUGAACAUUUUUGGCUA